GUUUCCGCGUAGACAGAUAAAGACUGGAAAGGACUGUUUGGAGGAAGAAAAGAAAGAGAGAGAAAGAGAGAGCUAUUUGAUUUUGUUUUCUACAUCUGAACGAAUGGCAACAGCGAUCUCUUUGACACCUAAGAUAAUAAAGAAGAGGAAAAGAAAUUUAUUUUUAUAUUCUUUUCUUUCAUCUUGAUGAUUCACACAUCAUUUUCUGUUCACACCACCUUCUUCGUAUAAAUCUUUCCUUUUCUUUCUCUCUCCAUCUUUUUCUUUUUGAUUCCUCUGAUCCAUUCAUCUAUCUUUUUGGUGGGUGCAAAUCUAUCGAUCUCGUUUUUUCUCAAUUAUUUGUUGUUGUGUUCUGUGUGUGAAUGGAAGGAUACCAUCAUCAUCAGCAGCAUCAUAUCAGUGUUAACGUUGAUACUGAUAGAUUUCCUCAAUGGAGCAUCCAAGAGACGAAGGAGUUCUUGAUGAUCAGAGCAGAACUGGAUCGAACUUUCAUGGAAACCAAGAGAAACAAACUUCUCUGGGAAGUGGUCUCUAACAAAAUGAAGGAAAAGGGUUUUUAUCGCAGCGCAGAGCAGUGCAAGUGCAAGUGGAAAAACCUAGUUACUCGAUACAAGGGAUGUGAGACGAUGGAAACUGAAUCUUUGCGACAACAAUUCCCAUUUUAUAAUGAGUUGCAAGAGAUUUUCGGAGCAAGGAUGCAAAGAAUGUUAUGGGCUGAAGCAGAAGGAGCAGCAGCCAGUUCUAAAAAGAAAGCUGUGCAGCUAUCUUCAGACGAGGAAGACGAUAACGAAGAAAGUGAGGGAGAGAAAGAAAGCGUUAGAAAGAAGAAAAAGGCCAAAAGAACUACGAAUAUCGGCGGCGGUGGUGGUGGCAGUGGAAAUAAUAAUAACAUCAGGGAAAUUUUGCAGGAUUUCAUGAAGCAACAGAUGCAAAUGGAAAUGCAAUGGAGAGAAGCGUUUGACGCUCGGGAAAACGAUAGAAGAUUAAAGGAAAUGGAGUGGAGACAGAAGAUGGAAGCAUUAGAGAAUGAGAGGAUAAUGAUGGAGAGAAGGUGGAGAGAGCGAGAAGAGCAGAGAAGGAUCAGAGAAGAAGCUAGGGCUGAGAAGAGAGAUGCAUUAAUCACAGCACUUCUAAACAAGCUUAGAAGAGAAGAAAUUUAAAUCAGAGUGUUUUUCUUGUUUUCAAGAAGAAGAAGAAGAAGGCAAGCUUUGAAUUAGAAAGAGAGAGAGGUUUGUCUUGAACUCUCAUUUUGCAGAUAUAUCAAUUGUUCUUUAGAUUUGUGCUUUCUUUUUGCCCAUUGUGUGGGUUACUUUUGCUGGUCAAAAGCUUCAAAUCACUCUUGUAAAUACCAUAUUGUUUUUUUUUGCUCCUAUAUGAUCUUAAUCAUGAAAGUUUUGUUAUCAUUAUUAAGACAUGACUAGGCUAAAAGAAUCAAUACUUUCUCGUCAAAAUCAUGAAGAAAGACUAGGGAUUUAUAGAUAUCAGAGAGUGGGGCAAUUAGGAAAAGAUAAUAUUAGUACUAAAGCAGUCUUCACGACUCAGAGGCCUCGAGUUCAAUCAAUGUGAAGCCAUUUAUAUCAAAAGAAAAGAAAAAAAAAACUAUGUCAUGAGCCAUCAUAGAAAAUGCAAUUUCCUAGAAGCACCCAUCUCAACAAGUUGCAGUCAAAUUCAACCAACAAUAUAAAAGAAGCACAACUAGCUAUUUCCUUAGGAAUCCAAGAUAUUAUACAAAUACAAUCUGAGAUGGGUGGAAAUAUUUCUAGCUGAUUAAGUUAAUUUCAAGCCAAUACUUUUUAAAAGUCAAGAAAUGUGAAUGACUUACUUUUUGCUUCUGGAAUUGUAAUGUCAGAAAGUUGAUAGCUUUAGAAUUCGUAGAAAAAAAAAGGGGGUUCUGAUCCUUUAUAGAUGUUGGUAUAUAUCAGCUUUUGUCAUCUGGAUGAGGUCGGAAAAAAAUCAACUAGGUAGAAGCUUUUCUUUUGGUUGAUAGAAGAUUGUCCAAGAGAGGAACAGGCUGUUACGUUGAGCUUACAGAUUUUCUACAGGGGAAGCAAUAAUUUGGAAGAAAGGUGUUGAUUAUGUAUAUGAGUCGGUGAUACAUCUCUAGAAAUCUAUAGCUGCUGGAGGAAGGGUUGAUAUGAGGAGGGAAAUUUUAGAAUUAAUAUUCUUAAUAUGUAGUGCUUGCCUGCAUACAUGGGUCCUUUGUAAAACAAAGGGAAUGAAUCCAAUGUAAUUAUUAGAAAGCGUGUGUACACCUAAAAGUAAUGAAUAAUAUCCCGAGGUGGAAAUUUAGAGGUUUU
Molecule: messenger RNA, 2297 nt
Organism: Manihot esculenta (cassava)
Lineage: Eukaryota; Viridiplantae; Streptophyta; Magnoliopsida; Malpighiales; Euphorbiaceae
Product: trihelix transcription factor GT-3b
Exons: 2
Coding region: 363-1160 (265 amino acids)
Source: RefSeq, a predicted model, not a curated record